AUGUCGCGCAAGACCCUCACCGUGCCCACCAAUGCGGCCCUGCCGCACAUCCAGCGCCUGCCCGCCGACAGCCCGGACGUCGCCAAAACCCUGUCCCGCCUCAGCCGCCAGUCGCUUCUCGAGCUAGUUCUGGAAUGGCUAGACAAGAAGAACCGCGACUUCUGUGAGCCUUAUCUGGCACAUGCGUCCGAUGACGAUGAGGACGACGAGUCGCCGUACACUCCUGCGACGUCCGAGGAGGAGAUCGUGGAGGUGUACAAGGAGCUCAGGGCGCGCAAGGGCGGCAAGCGCGAGGUUGUCGAUAGGAUCGUUGAAGGCGAUUGGAGGCAUGGCAUCACGCUGUACCAGCUGGCCAUGGCCGAGACGCGCUAUCUUCUGGACCAUCCGAAUUCCCUGCGCUGGAAUGCGCUGCAGCUCUCCAAGGUCACCGGCUCUGGAGGCUCAUCCGCCGACGGCAACAUCGAGGUAAUCGAUGAGAGUACUGCUACCAGCCUGCCUCGCUUCAAUGCGACGACUUUCGUCUUGAACCUACAGAAGGAAGUGGCACCUGUCACCAGGGCUCACUACUACAUUACCCGCGUCAAAGCCUUCGGCAUCUCCCUACUGCGUGUGCAUAUUCAUGACUCUCCCUACAAUCAUGCGCUCCCUGGAUCAGCCCCCAGCGGUUCUGAAGGGUCCAAAUCUGUAUUCUUGGUCUUUCCCGACGGCUCGCCCUACGUGUAUGUCUCGCUAGCUACGAAUUUGGGCCAGACCGUGGGAGUAGAAGGCCGCAGUCUUAGGAAAGUCGUUGUUGAUGCCGUUCCGAAGGCGCUUUCACGCCCCCAUAGCCGCUACGCCCUGACUACGACGUCGCUAUCCUCACGUUCACUCUCCACUCUCCUCUCUUUGCGCGGUCCCGGUCGUAGCAACGCUGCCCCUGCAGGUUGGUCUAUCUUUGCGGAAAAUAGCUUUGGUCAUGAUGCACUUGAUUAUGAUGCUCGAGUGAAUCGUCGGCAGUCUUCCAAUGGUAAAGCCGAAGAUUCUACGGAAGGAACAUUCAAUAGUACACCCCUUGGCGGCGGCAAAAGAGGCCGGGUACAAAAAGAUGAUGCGGCAGCAAAGAGGAGAAAGUCGGUUGCAGAAGCUCGAUUCGGCCCUUCUGCAAAGGAAAGCGACGGGAAGGGUCUUGAGCGCCUGGACAUACGUAUGGAGGACCCAUUCCCGUCCACAAGUCAACCUCAAACCGACGAAGAGUCGUGGACACCGGAUGUGCACCUCAGUUUUCAAGGCUCACAUGUCUUUGCCGGUGUGCGGCAAUUAGUUGAACAAGGCAUAAUAGACGGGGAAAAAAUGCCUGGCUGGAUGGCAGGCGAUGCAGGCGUUAGCGUUGGCGCAGUCAAGGAGGGGAGAGUGCGAGAAAAGGCUUGA
Messenger RNA from Diplodia corticola, 1407 nucleotides. RefSeq names its product chl4 family chromosome segregation protein. Lineage: Eukaryota; Fungi; Ascomycota; Dothideomycetes; Botryosphaeriales; Botryosphaeriaceae. Bases 1 to 1407 code for a protein of 468 amino acids. The record is from RefSeq and is a predicted model, not a curated record. The transcript has 2 exons. Gene Ontology annotation, biological process: chromosome segregation; CENP-A containing chromatin assembly.